GUUCGAAGCCUGCCAUUCCCGUCAUUGUCAGCCUCAGCCAUUCAGCCUCGUCGCGCAGAUGCAAUCGCGUCUCCCAGCAAUCAACCCUGACGUACUCAAGUACAGAACUGUACUCCUGCAAAGGCAAAGGCACAUGGCACAUGGCACAUAUCAGAAAUGUCGGAACAUGAAGAAGAUGUUAGCCAUGCCGGCUUGGAUUCAAUUGAUCAUCAGGUAAAUCUAUUUGGUUUAUUCAAGCACGUUGUGACGACGUGACUGUUGCUAACUUGAACAUAGCCAGCCUUCAUAUAUACCCCCCGUCACAAUCAUAACGAUGCACCCAUCGAGCCGCCUGCAAAGCGAAGAAAGAUAGGUACAGGCCGAAGAACAACGUCAGCGUCAAAGUCAUGGCCAACGCUGCAACCAAAUCCAACCAAUUUUGAACCACUUUUGCGCGGAGUGGAGAGUGAGGAUUGUAUAAUGCUGCGCCAGGAGCUAUUUCAAAAAUGCUGGUCGGAAACAGACUCGCGCAUCCAGGUGCAAACUAUACUCCCACUGAUGCCCCUGGGAAUGCCACGCUAAAAAUUGGUGUAUUCUAGUCGGUAUUAGAGGAAGCAAAUGACGAUACUCUCGCCGAAGUCACGAACCUUGUUAAUGCCCCUGAAAAUUUGGAGUAAGAGAAGAUGGUAUGUUUCAUUGAAGUUUGUACUAAAAUCUGCAUAGGAUCAGUGACAGAUUACCUGCGAGUUUCAUUGUCACGGGGCCAAACAUUGCAUCUCAAGGCCUUUUAUUCAAGCAGCUAUCAACUCGGCUGAGAGUAGAGGUCGAUGGACCAGUGGUAGUUCUACGCUCUGGAGACGCCUCAAAUUUAAAGGCUAUAUUGAAGCAGCUUAUCCGUGCAGCUACAAACCAGGGCGGUCAUGAUGAAGAGGUACUUCAUGAGCAAGAUGUGGGAAACCCUUAACAACUUACACUCGAGACCAUCUGCUCACACGAGAUAGGGACGAAAACUCUUGUAUUAUGAUCUUGAAAUCCUUCGUGGUUAUGUCAGAGCACAUUCGCACAAAAAAGUCGUGAUUGCAUUUCAGGACAGUGAGGGCUUCGAAACCAGUCUAUUGGUCGAGCUGAUCACAUUAUUCAAGUAAGCUGAACUGAAUGCCAUCCAAGAUCCAAUGCUAAUUGUUCGCUUAGUUCGUGGAAGGAUCGGAUUCCAUUUGUGUUACUAUUCGGAAUUGCAACUUCUGUUGAGCUUUUUCAAGAAAGACUUACACAAUCUGCAAGUCGCUGUAUAUACGGCACACAGGUUGACGUUGAACAGAGUAGCGUGAUCAUUGAAAAGAUAUUCCAGAAAGCAGUUGCUAGUUCUGGGGCCACUCUACGACUGGGGCCUACGCUUCUCUCUACACUCAUUGAACAACAACAAAGUUAUGUUCAGAGCGUGCAAUCUUUUAUUGCUACUAUCAAGGUGAAGCGAAAUUAUCACUUUCGAAUGCAAUAAUCACUGACUGAUAUAGUAUACAUAUAUGUGUCACUUUUACGGAAAUGCAUUGAGUGUGCUGAGCGAUACAUCACAAGGUUUUGCUAAAUCUGUCAAGCGUCUUCAACCAUUCCAUUUUGAAACAAUCAGAAUGCUUCCGUCAUUUCAGAAGCUCGUCGAGUCGAAGGUGGAGGGCGGAGAAAGAAUUCGUCCCCGAGAACUUCUAGAGGAAGAUGCCGUUGUACUCGAGGAGGUCGAAAUCGCUCUCGAGUCUAAAGAGAAAGACAUUCUCCGACUUUUGAGAGCCCUUCACGUUUUUCGACAGGCCACUAAUGACGCAGAUGGUGGUAUCGAACCAUACAUGACCAUUUUCGAGGGCGGACUACAGGAAUCCGACUACCUCAAUCGGAUGCUUACUUCAAUUAAAGGAAUGGCACCUAACGAAUUAAUUGCCUUUACAGGCAGAAUAAUCACCGCAAUAGAGGACGGAAGCCCAGCGAUGGAGCUCGAAGGCUGGGCCGAUGAAGACCAAAUAUUCCUAUCAACAAUUCAAGAUAUCAAAGCAAAAAUCGUCGCUCUGCAGGAACAAGCAGAGGGAAAUGGCACUCUCAUCCGCAGUAGCGAGGUCAUCAACAGCAAAAGCAUGCGAACAACCGUCAUCGCUCAACGGGUAGAAAUGGCCCGACAAAAGUCUUCCCUCUCCGAAGCAGAAAGGGAUUUUAUUAGUCUGAUUGAGAAAUUAACAACCCUCCUCUAUGCAUACUUUACCCUAGGCAACCCACAAGACUUAUUCCUACACGAAACAUGGCUCUGCGAUUCCACCGACUCGAUUCUCGAGGUUUUCGCCCCAAAACCUAGAACGGCCAUUGAAGAAGCCCUUUUAGCGCCGAAUGCAUUUAUUAAUUGUGAAGCUGCUACCGAUGGUGAUGGACCAUCGGCUACACAGCCUCCUGUCGCCAUUUUGUAUCAGAGAUAUUUGGAGGCUGGUUCGUUAAUUAAUAUGGCUGAUAUGUGGUCUUCGUUCUUGGAGAUUGUGGCGGGGGAUGAUCCGGAGUAUAAUGAGAGGGAGGGCUUGAUGUUGUUUUAUAGGGGAUUGGCGGAUUUGAAGUUGUUGGGGAUGGUUAAGCAGAGUAAGAAGAAGACGGAUCAUUUGGCCAAGGUUUCGUGGAGGGGAAUUUGA
Messenger RNA from Hymenoscyphus albidus, 2636 nucleotides. The record is from the annotation of a GenBank genome assembly. Lineage: Eukaryota; Fungi; Ascomycota; Leotiomycetes; Helotiales; Helotiaceae.